CACACACACACACACACACUGGUGGAGUUUCCAGCACACAUCCGAAAGUGAUCGCGGGUCCGAAACAGGCGCGUUAAGCUUGUAUUCCGAGUGUUUUUUUGUUUAGUUGAGUUUAGUUGAGUUGCACGGAGACUCCACCGGAGGAACCACGGAGGACGAGGAGGAGGAAACCCGGAGCGGAAACCUCGGCGUGUCGGAGCGGUGAGCGAUGCGCUGGCACCACCAUGGCCAAAUGGUUCAAGGAGCACCUGGGAUUCAAGAGCGCCAAAGCGUCGCCGCCGGCGCCCCCGAGACCGGACUACCGGCACUGUCACGCGGCCGCGGCGGCGGCGGCGUACCAGCACGCGGGCAGCGGCACGGGCGGCGCGGGAUACCCGAGCCCGGCGCAGCCGGAUAUCCUCGCCGCGUACAAACUCCAGAAGGAGCUGGACUUCGAGGAUCCGUACGCAGCCGGCGCCAACACGCCUUUCUCGGGCGCAGCGCUGUCCGAGGUGAAGUACGUCUCUCCCAAACACCGGCUUAUCAAAGUGGAGACGCUGGAGAGGAGCCCGAGUGCUGGCGGCGGAGGAGGAGGUGGAGGUGGUGGUAGUAGUAGUAGUGGUAGUAGUGUUACUGCCGCUACUGGUACUACUGGUGGUGGUGGUACUGGUGGGAGUGGAAGCGGCAGCGGUGCCAACGCGAACCAGGCGGCUGCCGGGAACACGAGAUCUCCCACGUCUCCAGCCGCCGAGCACGAGCCCAAACAGGACAAGGUGAUCAUCUUGGAGGAUUAUGCAGACCCUUUCGAUGCUGCGGAUCAAGCGGGUGGCACUCAGAGCAGCGUGGAGAAGCCGGUGGAGAACGAUGGCUACAUGGAGCCGUACGAGGCGCAGAAGAUGAUGGCGGAGAUCCGAGGGAGCCGUGGUGUCAAGGAUGGUCCGUCUCGGCAGCUUCCCCUCUACGACACCCCGUACGAGCCUGCGGAGAACGGCGGGGAUUCUGACCCCAUGUGUUCACGCGAGAGCAGACUGCCUCAGGAUGACGAGAGGCCGCCGGAGGAGUACGAUCAACCCUGGGAGUGGAAGAAAGAACGCAUCUCGAAGGCCUUCGCAGUAGAGAUUAAAGUGAUAAAGGACCUCCCGUGGCCUCCUCCUGUUGGCCAGCUCAGCACUACGUCCCCCCUGGUGGAGGUGGUUGAGGCUCCUCCUGCUCCUCCUCAGGCGUCCCAGCUCUCCCCUGGACAGAGUGCCUCAGACUGUGAGCAGCACCACCAGGUCCAAUUCGAGGGGGCGGAGAAGGGCAGGAUGUCUCCGACGAAAGACGGGAAAUCGAGGCCUCCCCAGCGUCACUCCAGUGGCUGCCUAGUCAACGUAAAGAUGAGUUCAGUGGAGCAGUGUAUGCCGAUGCUGGGCGAGCGCAUCGACCCCACCAUGCCACUGGAGAGCCAGUUCUGGUAUCACGGAGCAAUCAGUCGAACGGACGCUGAAUCAUUGCUGAGGUUGUGUAAAGAGGCCAGUUACCUAGUGAGAAACAGCGAGACCAGCAAGAACGACUUCUCCCUCUCUCUCAAGAGCAGCCAGGGUUUCAUGCAUAUGAAGCUGUCGCGAACCAAAGACAACAAGUACAUCCUGGGCCAGAACAGCUGCCUGUUCGACAGCGUGCCGGAGAUCAUCAACUUCUACUCCAGCCGCAAGCUGCCAAUCAAAGGAGCCGAGCACAUGUCCCUCCUGUACCCCGUGGCCAUCCGGACACUUUAGCCUCCUGUCUGGAAGUUGAUUGCUUGUAGAUGCCUGUUACAGAGGGAUUGAACAUCCAUCAUCUGCAUUUACAACAGCGUCUUCUAAUGUUCGAUGACUGAUACGGUGUCUGUUAAGCCUUUGUGAACCGCUCCUUGUACACAAUGCUACUGGAACACUCUCCAGCAAAGACUGGAUGACUUUAGAGGCUUUAAAAAAAAAAAAAAAGAAAGCGCUCACUUUCCCACUGAUGUGGGGUGUCAAAUCUCAAGUCUUUUAAUUUGCGCAGAGUCGUACCUUCAGCUCAGUGGAUUAUGGAGACCAUACUGACCACACAAAGCAGACUAAUCUGUAAAUAAUAUGUUUUCCAGCAGCUCUAAUGCGCACCCUUAUCCCUUUCUGCUGACAUUUACUGUUCAUAUGGACUUAAAACCCUGAGCUUUGCCCCUGCACCCACACUUUGAUUGUUUGGUCUCAUGCAUACUGUAAUAAAAUCUCACGCAAACCA
Molecule: messenger RNA, 2223 nt
Organism: Clarias gariepinus (North African catfish)
Lineage: Eukaryota; Metazoa; Chordata; Actinopteri; Siluriformes; Clariidae
Gene: shf
Exons: 7
Coding region: 225-1736 (503 amino acids)
Molecular function (GO): phosphotyrosine residue binding
Source: RefSeq, a predicted model, not a curated record